Messenger RNA from Ostertagia ostertagi, 216 nucleotides. Lineage: Eukaryota; Metazoa; Nematoda; Chromadorea; Rhabditida; Trichostrongylidae. The record is from the annotation of a GenBank genome assembly.
AUGGAAGCUGUCACUUUUCCUCAUGUGAAUAAAGUUGGCCUCAAUAGUCGCCCAAACGGCGUGGCGAUGUGGUUUGGCAAGAGUAUGGAACAUGUCGAUCGAUCGCUGUUUGGACUUCCCAGUUUAGAACCUGACUGGACUUACGAUAAUUUCUGCAAAAGAUACAUGGAUAACGAAACGUCGUUGUUCAAGGAUUAUGCGAACAGGGGAUACAAA